UGCAGGAAAGGUUAUACACUUUUGAUGAACACAUGGAAGAGAUAUGAUCUCUUAAAGAAGUCUGUUUCACACUAUGCAUCAUGUUCUAGGCUUGACUCUAUUCACAUUGUAUGGAGUGAACCUAACCCUCCAUCAGAUUCUCUUAAGGAGUAUCUUCAGAAUGUUCUGAAGAAAAAAUCAAGAGAUGGGCAUGAGGUUGAGCUGAGAUUUGAUAUUAACAAAGAAGACAGUUUGAACAACAGAUUUAAAGAGAUUAAAGACUUGAAAACUGACGCUGUCUUCUCAAUAGAUGAUGAUAUCAUAUUCCCUUGUCAUACGGUAGAUUUUGCAUUCAACGUUUGGGAGAGUGCUCCAGAUACAAUGGUGGGGUUUGUGCCCCGUGUUCAUUGGCCUGAAAAAUCGAAUGAUAAAGCCAAUUACUACACUUACAGCGGGUGGUGGUCUGUUUGGUGGAGUGGUACAUAUAGUAUGGUACUCUCAAAGGCAGCCUUCUUCCACAAAAAGUACCUCAGCCUUUACACAAAGAGCAUGCCGGCAUCAAUCAGGGAAUUCACAACCAAGAACAGGAACUGUGAAGAUAUUGCAAUGUCAUUCCUGGUCGCAAAUGCUACAAACGCUCCUGCUAUAUGGGUGAAAGGUAAAAUAUAUGAAAUCGGUUCAACUGGAAUUAGUAGCAUAGGAGGGCACACAGAGAAAAGAACGCACUGCGUAAAUCGCUUUGUGGCAGAAUUCGGGAAAAUGCCGCUUGUAUACUCUUCCAUGAAAGCCGUGGAUAGCCGCAAUUUAUGGUUCUGGUGAUUUGCUUCUUUCGCAUGGUAGUACAUUUCUGCUUUCUCUUCCACUGGUUACUACUACACUUUCACGUUCUAGCUAUCGAUGGGUUUGACGCCAAGUAAGAGUUCAAAACAGAGAACUGAUCUUACUUUUACGGAAAGAUAGAAGAUAGAGAACGAGAGUUUAGAAUUGGUGGCUUAUGGGGUUUCUCAUAGAAUCUUACAAAGAGAGAUAGUAGUAGCCUAGUGUGUAUGGUGUACCCUCA
Camelina sativa (false flax) is the source of this 1039-nucleotide messenger RNA. RefSeq names its product glycosylinositol phosphorylceramide mannosyl transferase 1-like. Gene Ontology annotation, molecular function: glycosyltransferase activity. Gene Ontology annotation, cellular component: membrane. The record is from RefSeq and is a predicted model, not a curated record. Lineage: Eukaryota; Viridiplantae; Streptophyta; Magnoliopsida; Brassicales; Brassicaceae.